CCGGAAUCAUACCCCCAGAACGACUACUCCCUAUCCGAAAUGCCCCCCAAACGAACCCUCACCCUCGCCAUCGCCCAAGCCCAUCCCCCUUCCCCCUCCUCAGUCACAGAACCAGAAACAGACACAGAAACAGUUACAAACGCAGACGCAGACGCAGAAGCAGAAACAAAAGCCACCUCCCUCACAACCCUCACGCAAACCACCCACCUCGCCGCCUCGAGAGGCGCUCACCUCCUCGUCUUCCCGGCUGGGUAUCUCGCAUGUAACCGCAACGCAUACCUACAAGCGUAUAACUGCGCGUGCGAUCUCGGGGAUAUACCGGCUCCCGCGGGCGGCGGGAAGGCGUGGGUGGAGAGGGAGAGGGGGAUGGUGAUGGGGAUGGGGAUAAAACGCCCCCAAUCCUAUGCUGUGGCUGUUCCUGGUAUGAGGGAGAGAGGGGGGAGUAUUGGGAGUAGUGUCAGUAGUACUGCUGCUGCUACUGGGGUUGGUAUUCCUAGCACUACUGGUGCUGGUGGUGCUAUUGGGACAGGUGGCGCUGGGACUGGAACUGGAACUGGAACUGGGACUGGUGAAAAGACAAAUAUCCCCGGCGACGGCACGCGCGAAAUCCUGGAAGCCCUCUCACACGCGACAAACGUCUUCCUGAUCGUGGGGGUUGUGGAGCGCGCCGGACGGGCGCUUUUCUCGUCGGUGGUGUUCGUGCAUCCUGCUUUUGGAGUGGUGGGGAAGAGGAGGGGGGUGGGGUUGACCCCCCAGGAACGAACCCUCUACACAUCCGGCUCCGCGUCGGAUCUCGUUGCUAUCAAGACGAUAAUAAACGGGACGGAGGUGACGCUUGGCGCGACGAUCGGAGCAGAGAAUUAUAUGCCGCUGGUACGGCACAGUUUGUACGCACAGGGAGUGGAGGUUUUCUGUGCGUUGGGUAGUAACCCGGACGGAGAAGCGGAUGGGGAUGGGGAUGGGGAUGGGGAUGGGGUACAGGGUGUGUGGGGAGCGGUAGUCAGGACGGUAGCCGUGGAGGGGAGGGUUGUUGUUUUGGGGGCGAGUGAUGUUGUUUCCUCGGCUGGGUCUACGUCUAAGUCUACGUCUUUGGAAGGGCGAGGGCGAGAUCGAGGACGAGAAGAUCAAACAGGCGGGUAUACGGGUAGGGAUGUGAGUGGAAGUGUUGGUAGCGACGGCACCGGGGACCGAACCGUCGGCUUCGCGACAGGAUACAGCUCAUUCGGGGAUAUCGCGCCGGGGGUCGAUCCGCUAUGCUUGCCGCCGAACCCCAGGCUGCGGAAGAGGUCUGUCACCCUCGAGGGGCCGCAUGAGAUUGUUUGGCCGGAUGGGCGGUUUGGUGGAGCUGCAGCUGGAACCACAGUUGAUACUGGGCCUGGAACUGCACCUGAGGCCGAGGCACAGCAGAGAGAGAGCCAAGUGUCCGAAAGAGAUGUCUCUCCCACAACAACCAAAAAAACCAAGAGAAAAAUGGAGUCUCUCUCCGGGGAAUCGUAUAUCGUGGGACCUCUGGGUGAGGUACUGGCCGGUCCGGUUUGUUUCUCAGAUGGGGAUGGUGGCUUGCUGGUAAGGGAGAUCGACUUGGAGGAUUGUAUCCGCGCACGCAUGGAUCUGGGGUGUUGUCCCGGGGAGGCGUUUCGGUUGGUCGUGGAUGGGGUGGAUUUGGGGGUAUAG
Molecule: messenger RNA, 1674 nt
Organism: Aspergillus heteromorphus CBS 117.55
Lineage: Eukaryota; Fungi; Ascomycota; Eurotiomycetes; Eurotiales; Aspergillaceae
Product: nitrilase
Exons: 3
Coding region: 40-1674 (544 amino acids)
Molecular function (GO): catalytic activity
Source: RefSeq, a predicted model, not a curated record